CCCCGCAGCGCCGGUGGUGAGCGCCCAGCUAGAGCGGGAGGCGGCGUGACUGCAGCGCCGCGGGAGGGCCGCGCCGGUCGCCUUCUGCAGCCGCGUCUCCGUCAGCUCCCGAUCGCCGUCACUGGGGCGCCGCGCGGCUCCAGUGCGGGACGGAAGCUGCGGGCGGCUAGAUCCGCGUCCCGCCUCAGCGCCGGGAGGACAUGCGGGAGAGAGAAUGAGCCAGAGGGACACGCUGGUGCAUCUGUUUGCCGGAGGUAGAUAUAUACUACAAAACAACAUGAUCCAUGAUUGAUUGAAUGCAGACCCACAGAUACGGGAGGGAUUUUUGAUUGUUCAGAGGGUUGGCACCCCUAAACCCCACAUUACUCAAGGGUCAACUCAGAAGUGCUACCCAUCAUCUGACAACACAAGUUUGCUAUGUGGUGGUACAGUGGGAGCUAUUCUGACAUGUCCACUGGAAGUGGUAAAAACACGGCUGCAGUCAUCUUCUGUGACACUGUAUAUCUCUGAAGUUCAGCUGAACACCAUGGCUGGAGCCAGUGUCAACCGAGUAGUGUCUCCGGGACCUCUCCAUUGCCUAAAGGUGAUCUUGGAAAAAGAAGGGCCUCGUUCCUUAUUUAGAGGAUUAGGCCCCAAUUUAGUAGGGGUGGCUCCUUCCAGAGCAAUAUACUUUGCUGCUUAUUCAAACUGCAAGGAAAAGUUGAAUGGUUUAUUUGAUCCUGAUUCUACCCAGGUACACAUGAUUUCAGCUGCAAUGGCAGGUUUUACCGCAAUCACAGCAACCAACCCCAUUUGGCUUAUAAAGACUCGGUUACAGCUUGAUGCAAGGAACCGUGGGGAAAAGCGAAUGGGCGCUUUUGAAUGUGUCCGUAAGGUGUAUCAGACAGAUGGACUUAGAGGAUUUUAUAGGGGCAUGUCUGCUUCGUAUGCUGGCAUAUCAGAGACUGUUAUCCAUUUUGUUAUUUAUGAAAGUAUUAAGCAAAAACUACUGGAAUGUAAGAUUGCUUCUACGAUGGAAAAUGAAGAAGAGUCUGUAAAAGAAGCAUCAGAUUUUGUGGGAAUGAUGCUAGCUGCUGCCACCUCAAAAACAUGUGCCACGACUAUAGCAUAUCCACAUGAAGUUGUUAGAACAAGACUACGUGAAGAGGGAACAAAAUACAGAUCUUUUUUCCAGACACUAUCUUUGCUUAUUCAAGAAGAAGGCUAUGGGUCUCUUUACCGUGGUCUGACAACUCAUCUGGUGAGACAGAUUCCAAACACAGCCAUUAUGAUGGCCACCUAUGAAUUGGUGGUCUACCUGCUCAAUGGAUAGCACCACCAGGCUGCUGUACUAUAAAGAGGGAAGACCAAAAGAUACAGUGGACCAUGGAGUACCGAAGCCAGCAUGGUGGACAGAAGAAAAAUAGUUUGGGAACAUGGAACUAUGCCUACGUGGAAGUUUGGUUGUAGAAAUAAAAGAAAUAAUAACCACAUUACUUAGUCUCUUUAGUAAUGUGGGGGGAAAAAAAACCUUGGCUGCCUCCAAGAAAAAGCCUUUAGAUGCACUCCUUCCUCAAAAUUGCCAUUUUCUCUACCAUGUCCUUGGGACACAGUUGCAUUUUGUUGAUUUAUGGCAAUCAGAGUAUAGUGUUUAUUCCAUGAGCACUUUUCCAGUCUUUAAGACAAAGCCAUCCCUAAUUACAUACCAUACAGUAACUAUCCAAAGAUGGUAUUGACAGACAUAAAUUUCUAACUUCUGGCUUCUGCAUAAUUCCUAUAAAAUUGAUAAAUAACAAUAGUGAGAUCUGCAGUAUUAUUUUUACAUUUCCUUCAGAGGAUCUGACACAAUACUUUGAAGUUAAGUAUUUGGCAUUAGUAGUCAGUUUUUGACAACUCAUGAAAUAAUGUCUAAAUACCAUGUAUAUUUUCAGCUUUAAAAUGUUUUGGUUUCCACUCACAGGUGCUUUAUGUUUAGCAUAAUGUGAACACUUAAGUUGUUUAUUAACGUAUUGACUCAAAUGGUGAUAGUUCGGGACAAAAUAAACUGAUAAAAUGUUGAUUUUUGGCCACUUCAGUAACUUAAACAUGUCCUCUUAUCUUUUCUAACAUGGACGAAUGUCUUUUUAGUAAUGUAUUAUUUAUGAACUUGAAUGAUUACCUAUCAUCCCUAGGUAUCGUUUUCUUAAAGUGAAAAAAAUUUACCUCUUCUGAAUCUUUCUCUAUUUGGUUUAUCUUAAGAGUUUGAACUUUUGAAUUAUUUCCAGAACUUCUGCAUAUAUUGGAUUUAUUUAGUAGAGAAAAUGGUAAUUUUCAGCUCUGCCCUUUACAAGGUGGGUUUUUUUUUUUUAAGAUGACAUUGUAAAUAUCUGAGGCGGCAUAAACAUUAUGGAAGAGGGGCCCUCUGCUGUCUGAUUGAGCAGGUAGGGAUCCUAAUUGACUUACAGUUUUGUAAGUGAACAAAAUGCUUUUGACAAGAAAUUUAUUCCAUCCUAAUUUCUUGAGUGAUAAAUCAUAGAAAGAUUCAGGUUAAUUCAGGUUAAGUUUGUUAACAGGAUAGAGCUUUUACAUUUUGCUAUUGCAUUCAACUGCACCUUUUAAUACUUUAAAUGUAUUAUAUAUAUAUGGCCCUUAUGAAGAUACUUGCUGUAAUUGUAUUAAAAGACUUUUGCUUUGGAUGUUGCUGUACUGGUGUAUGAAACUUACACAAUUAAACUCCAGUGUGGUACUCAUUUCGGUAUAUAUGAACUGUUCAUUUUGUGCAAUGGCUUUAUCUUAGGAAUGACUUUUUGUGAAUGCACUUUGUGGCCUUUUUUUAGGGGGGAUGGUGAGCGUAGGAGAGAAUUCCCAUGUUAAAAUUAUUUUUUUAAAACAUUGGUUAUGUAUUAGGCAGAAACAGUGUUCAUAACAUUUUCCCGGGGUUUAGGUAUGUUGUUUUGGAGAUCUUUAAUAUAAAUGUUAGAAGUAUUCUGUGUACACUGUAGUGCCCCUAACAGAAGAUUGUAGCAUGUCAUUGCAAGCUUUCUCUGCUGUCACCAAUGAAACACAGUGCCCUCUUAAAUUCCUCCACCUUCUUAACUUCCUUGUAACCAACAGUAACUGGAUGUUUUUGAGGUGCUUUGAUUGGAAUUUAAAAUAUUCCAAUCUAUUUGGAGACCAAAGGCAAAUUCAGUUUCAUCACCUUUGGGAUUAUUCAUACCUUUUAUGGUGAAUUUCAGUUUUGACAUUUAUUGUGAGGAACAUGCCAAAAAAGAAAACAGUUAUAGGGGUUUCUAACUUAAAUCUGUAGAGAAAGUAUCAAUCUAGUCUGUUUUCAUUUUCAGGUGCCACUUACACUGCCUAAUAUAGUGCCAUUUGCCUUGUGAAGAUCUGUAACCAUUAGUGUACUGAAUGUAGGACAGGACUCUAAUCUUCGUGAUCUCAGUACCCCACAAAUGAUUAAGAAUGACAUGAAGACCAGCAGCUAAAGAACAUCUUAUUUAGUUGUAGCAAAUUCGUAACAAGUGUCCUUCAAGGAUGAACACAUAUUCUAUUCCUGUUUGUAUUCGUAUUAACCUUUUAGUGCAUUAUAUCGAGCUUUUAGCAUUGAGCAUAUGUGUGUGCUGAAAGGAGAAGAUCUCGAGUGUUAGCCUUUGUUUCUUUGUGUGACAACUGGAAAGGAGCAAUGAAGUUUAUUUCAAUUGUUUUUCCCCCAAAGUAGAAUCUGCCAUAGUUUAUGUGUGACAGAGAUAAUUUUAAAAGACAACUUUAUAUAAAAGUUGUAUAUAAAGUUUGUCUCGGAAACAUUUUUGGGGGAAUUUUUUUUUAAUUGAUGCAAACGUUUAAAAAGAAGAAUACAUUUAAAGCAUUGGGCUUUUUUUAAAAAACUUAUUUUCAUCUAAUUUCUAUUGGAUAACUUUUUAUUUUAUGGUGUAGAUGUAGUCAGCACUCUUCAAACUGGUAUGUACUUUUGUUAGAGAAUCUUCCCAGAAAAUUAAAUUGAACUCAUUCAGGCUACAGCAGUACGUACUGGAAGAACAUACCCUCAUAGAGGAGCCGACAAGAACUUUGAUACCUAUAGCUCACAGAAACAGUUUAUUAAAUUUCAAGAGUCUCAAAUCUGAGAAUGACCAACCUUUGAUUGAUUGUCGGGUACCAUUCAGUGCUUUUAAAUCCAGGAAAAAAACUAUCACCAAAGCUUUUGUCUUGGUUUUCAUUAUGUAUGUAACUUUGUGUAAUCAACCUUACUAGAUAGGACCCAUGAGUAAUUGAUUUGUAACUCUGGAACCGCGAGAAUGUUAACUAGAUUAUUUAAUACAGCCUUUUGUCUCCUUAAUACCUAACGCCCUUGGUGGAAAAGCAUUAUUAGGACCAGCAGAGUUUGGGUUGCUAAAAAUGUUUACUCUUUAUUACUAGAAUAUAAACGUGUCAGCAUUUUUAGAUUUGUUUUAAAUCACUAAAAAUACCGAUCUUGAAAGACUUACGUGCUAGGAAUUAGUUUAUCCUCCACUCUUCCAGCGUUGUUCGUGCCACCUUUUGUUGUUUACAUGCUCUUCUGCCCAGACUUAGUACUGUAGGGACCCCUUUUGGGCUGAUAUGUUUAAUGGUUCAGCCUUUUUCUCCUGUAGUAUUGAUCAUGACUUUAACAUUCCUAAAUCAGAUACUUCUGAAUGAUUUAAAUUGGAAAGAACUUCAACUAUAUAAAAGUAUUUAAUACAAUAUACUUUCUGCCUACACAAAUCUCUUCUCCAGUGCCCUUAUAUUUCUCAAUCUAUACUCUGCUUUUUAUGCUACUUUUAGAAACUGAAGUUUCUAGUUUUACUCAGUUUUUGUGUUAAUAAACAUUUUGAAUGUGUACACCCCUGCAUAUGUGAACAAUUAAAUUAUGACCUAUCAGUCAUAGCUAAAUAAUCAACUUCAAAGAGUUGAUAGCCUUUGACCAUUUAUGUGAAGUCUGCUAUUCUUGCAUUUCUGUAUGUGGCUGUAAAUUAUGUGCAUUUACUCUAUUUAUGUUAACUAGCUGAAUUUUAUUUGAAUUGUUAAAAUUCAAAAAUUAAAAUAUGCUUAUGAAAA
Messenger RNA from Camelus dromedarius (Arabian camel), 5028 nucleotides. RefSeq names its product solute carrier family 25 member 36 (gene SLC25A36). The transcript is spliced from 8 exons. Gene Ontology annotation, biological process: pyrimidine nucleotide import into mitochondrion. Gene Ontology annotation, molecular function: pyrimidine nucleotide transmembrane transporter activity. The record is from RefSeq and is a predicted model, not a curated record. NCBI's taxonomy places the organism in Eukaryota, Metazoa, Chordata, Mammalia, Artiodactyla, Camelidae. Gene Ontology annotation, cellular component: mitochondrion. Bases 527 to 1312 code for a protein of 261 amino acids.